Molecule: messenger RNA, 2282 nt
Organism: Solanum dulcamara
Lineage: Eukaryota; Viridiplantae; Streptophyta; Magnoliopsida; Solanales; Solanaceae
Product: protein decapping 5-like
Exons: 7
Coding region: 136-1803 (555 amino acids)
Biological process (GO): P-body assembly; cytoplasmic stress granule assembly
Cellular component (GO): P-body
Molecular function (GO): mRNA binding
Source: RefSeq, a predicted model, not a curated record
AGUUUUAAAAGAACCUUCGAGAAAAUAUCCCUCUUUGCAAGCCAAAAUAGAAACCGCCCUCUCUUCUAACAAAAGCAAAACCAUAACAACAAACUGCCAAAAAUCUGAUUCGCAGUUUCACACACAUACCACGCAAUGGCGAAUGAUUCCAGUAACAAUCAACCGCCGUCGACAGCGUUGGCGGUGUCACCAUCGCCGUCAUCUACGGCUGAUUCGUAUAUCGGAAGUUUCAUUAGUCUGACAUCGAAGUCAGAGAUUCGUUACGAAGGAGUACUGGACUAUCUUAAUCCUCAAGACUCUUCUCUUGGCUUGAAGAACGUGAGAUCAUAUGGAACUGAGGGGCGUAAGAAAGACGGUCCGCAGAUUCCUCCAAAUGAUAAAGUUUUUGUAUUCAUUUUGUUUCGUGGGAGUGACAUUAAGGAUUUGCAAGUAAAAUCCUCGCCAUCUCUUCAAGUGGAAGAAUCAUUGGAUAAUGACCCUGCAAUUAUUCAGUCACGCUGUGCUGGAGUCUCCCCAAGCUCUUCAAAUCCGGUGUCACUUAAUGGUGGAUCUUUUACAGAAUAUGGCUCUUACCAGGGACCUGCUUCCUUGAACAGUGUGCCACCUUCACAUCAAUCUGUAAACCAGUUUGAAUAUGGCGCUUCUCAGGCAACUCAAUCUAACAUGGGUUCUUAUGCAGCUCCCUCUUACCAGCAGAGAUACAGUGAACCCACUAGCAGCCACCAUGCUCCACAACAUUCUAUUCCACCUUCUGCUUCACAUGUGAUGAUGCAGGAUUUGCCGCAGGCUUACCCACUUCAAGGCCCUGAACAUUUCACUUCAGCUGUUCUACCAAAAAGCUUAGCUCCAGUGCCUGUGGUUACCACUGCAAAUUCUUUAUCUUUAACUAGCAGACAAAGUCUUGCACCACAGCAACUUCCUAUGGCUCCUAGUACUAACAUUAUAUCUCCCUUAUUAUCUGUAACCUCUUCCAUGCCCUCUUACGCAUAUACUCCUGCAUUUCCCCAAUCUAGUCAAAAUGUGAGUAACUCUGGUGCUCCAAUCUUUGGUAGAGUAGGUUCUAAUGCUUCACCCUUAUAUCCUGUAUCCCAAGUUGUGGAUUCCUCAUCAGGUAUCUUUCCACAACAACUCCCCAGAUUGCUAACUCCGGAUCAGUUAUCCCUUCCUAGUUUUUCUGGGCAAUUAUAUUUAGAUCAGAAGGACCUUGGUGUUCUCAGCUCAGAACCUCGGAAUCCCCCGUCAUCAUUUACUACUUCAGCAGUCCAAGCGCCAUUGUUGCCACUGCCACCUGCUGCAAAGAAGUUGCAAUCAUCUUCAGAGUUUACCGAAGAGUUCGAUUUUGUUGCAAUGAAUGAGAAGUUCAAUAAGGAUGAGGUAUGGGGUUAUCUUGGAAAAGCAAAACAAACGGCUAAAAAGAUGGACGGCGUGGAUAUUGCUUUGGUCAAUGAGGACAAGGGGAAUGAAGUAGGUCAUGGCUUGGAUUCUAGUGCUGAUCCCAAACCUGCCUAUAAUAAGGAUGAUUUCUUUGAUAAUAUAUCCCGCAAUACAGUUGCUCGUGGAGGUAGGAAUGGGCAAAAUCGCUUUUCUCAGAGGAUGAGGCAGGAUAGUGAGACUUUCGGUAACAAUCAACAAAGACCUUAUGCUGGGUAUGGUGGCUAUGGGCCUGGACAUGGUGGGCACCGUGGUGCAUAUGGCUAUGGGCCUGGACAAGGUGGGCACCAUGGUGCAUAUGGCUAUGGUUGGGGAAGGGGGUAUAAUAACUAUGGCAGUAGGGGCAGUGGAGGAGGGCACAUGAGGAUGUAACAUAUUCAUUGGAGUUUCACAUGGUGUCUGGUUAUGUCGUUUUCUGCAGUACUCAACCCAAAUGACAGUAAAUCUCCCGCUAAUUUAUGACAUUUGCUGAGGAGUUCAAUACCCAAUGUUACCGAACUUCCAAUUACUACAGUUGCAGGUGUAUUAGGAAUUGUUAUUCAUAGCUGGUUCAUGUGUUUUUUUGGUCCAGUGAGCCAGAUUUUUCUAUAUGCUUCUUUUCACGAUAUGUAUGCCCUGGUGGGGAUUUGAGUUUUUCAAUCAGUUCACGUGUUCUCUCCUCUGAUCUACGUCGUUAGAUCAAGGAGAUUUGAGGUGUAAGUUGUUUGUUACUUUCUUUAGCUCAAAUUAGACUUGAGGAAAUGAACUUCGUCUUCUCAUCAUUCUCCAGUUUAAAAAUUCUGUACUAACCUUAAACUUAUAAUUGAAGGUACUAGGCUACUAGCAGGUUAAUAUAUCUCUGUAUUUUCUCU